Messenger RNA from Acomys russatus (golden spiny mouse), 1445 nucleotides. It is a transcript of the gene Gopc, whose product is annotated as golgi associated PDZ and coiled-coil motif containing. Gene Ontology annotation, cellular component: Golgi apparatus; membrane; trans-Golgi network transport vesicle. The coding region runs from base 25 to 1416 and encodes 463 amino acids. The transcript has 9 exons. Gene Ontology annotation, biological process: negative regulation of protein localization to cell surface. Gene Ontology annotation, molecular function: transmembrane transporter binding. The record is from RefSeq and is a predicted model, not a curated record. Lineage: Eukaryota; Metazoa; Chordata; Mammalia; Rodentia; Muridae.
GUCGGCGAGGCCCUGGACGGCGCCAUGUCGGCGGGCGGCCCAUGCCCGGCGGGAGCCGGCGGCGGCCCAGGGGGCGCCUCCUGCCCUGUGGGGGUCUCCCCUGGCGGGGUGUCCAUGUUCCGGUGGCUGGAGGUGCUGGAGAAGGAGUUCGAUAAGGCCUUCGUGGAUGUGGAUCUGCUUCUGGGCGAGAUCGAUCCGGACCAGGCGGACAUCACUUACGAGGGGCGUCAGAAGAUGACCAGCCUUAGCUCUUGCUUUGCGCAGCUUUGCCACAAAGCCCAGACUGUGUCCCAGAUCAACCACAAGCUAGAGGCACAGUUGGUAGAUCUGCGGUCCGAACUGACAGAGAGUCAAUCAGAGAAACUUGUCCUGGAGAAAGAAGUCCACGACCAGCUUCUACAGCUGCACUCUACCCAGCUUCAGCUGCAUGCCAAAACUGGCCAAAGUGUUGACUCUGGUACCAUUAAGGCAAAAUUGUCUUUCCCUUCUGUGGAGGAUCUGGAAAGAGAGCUUGAAGCAAAUAAAACAGAAAAGGUAAAAGAAGCUCGACUUGAAGCAGAAGUGAAGCUGCUGAGGAAGGAGAACGAGGCGCUUCGCAGGCACAUAGCUGUUCUCCAAGCUGAAGUUUAUGGGGCGAGGCUGGCCGCCAAGUACUUGGAUAAGGAACUGGCGGGCAGGGUCCAGCAGAUCCAGUUGCUGGGGCGAGACAUGAAGGGUCCUGCACAUGAUAAGCUCUGGAACCAGUUAGAAGCUGAAAUACAUUUGCAUCGCCACAAAACUGUCAUCAGAGCCUGCCGCGGACGCAAUGACCUGAAGCGACCCCUGCAGGCCCCCCCAGGCCAUGAUCAAGACUCUUUGAAGAAGAGCCAGGGAGUCGGUCCAAUCAGGAAAGUUCUCCUCCUUAAGGAAGAUCAUGAAGGCCUUGGCAUUUCAAUCACAGGUGGGAAGGAACACGGCGUUCCCAUCCUCAUCUCUGAGAUCCACCCAGGACAGCCUGCAGAUAGAUGUGGAGGGCUGCAUGUUGGAGAUGCUAUUCUGGCGGUGAAUGGAGUGAACCUACGGGACACAAAGCACAAAGAAGCUGUAACCAUACUUUCCCAGCAGAGAGGAGAGAUUGAAUUUGAAGUCGUCUACGUGGCCCCUGAAGUGGACUCUGAUGAUGAAAACGUUGAGUACGAAGACGAGAGUGGACACCGCUACCGCCUGUACCUUGAUGAGUUAGAGGGAGGUGGUAAUCCUGGCGCUGCUUGCAAAGACGGCGGUGGCGAAAUGAAAGUGUUACAAGGGUAUAAUAAGAAGACAGUGAGUGAUACACAUGAGAACGGGGACAUGGGGGCUUCAGGGGAAAGCCCUCUGGAUGACAGCGCUGCCAGAGCAGCUGAUUUGCACAGCCUGCGUCAUAAAAAGGCCUACUAAGCUAGCCCCAGACACGCUGCUUGCCAGAC